AUGAAGGGAACCCCAGUAGUGACCGCGUUUAGGUCGAAUGAGGAACUUGCCGAGUUGAAAAAAUGGUUUUAUGAUUUUGAUGACACCCGUGACCACCGCAAAUGCGCAAUUGGAAAAGUGAAGGCACUUUUAACAAGAGGCAGACUACCGCAUGGAAUUGAAGCAACUUCAAUCUUGACAUCGGUGCUAUUGCGAGAUGACGCUGACGAUCGCAAUGAAGAUUCCAACGUGAUUCAGCUUGCUUAUACAAUGGCAUUGAUUAGAUUUGUUAAUGGUUUGUUAGAUCCAUUUCAGCAAUCAAACUAUGCGAUCCCAAUGCAAUUAUUGGCAAAACAAUUAAAUUUACCUACUUUUUUUGUUGAAUUGAGACACAUGGGGACACAUGAAGCUUUGCCAAGUUUGGAUACACUAAGGAUUGCAACUAAGGAUGCCUUGACGUGGUUAUAUGACAAUUAUUGGUGUCAAAUAGAGAAUAAGAGUGAGCGGGAUGUAGAUUCAGCCACAGAUGUCUAUGCAGAGGUUGUCACAUUUAGAGUGACUUACAAUGAAAGAUUGAUAAAUGCAUUUCUGGUGUAUGAAAACCUCAAAACUUUCAAAAGACUACGAAAAGACAAUUUGGAGAAGCCGAUAUUCAGCGAUAACAACAAAGAGCAAGAUAUGUCCAAAGUAAGGAAAUGCGUCAAUGAUCUAGCCGAGGUUUGCAAGAGUGAUUCGGAUUUGUUGGCGGAUUUGCUCAUCAGGAAAUACUAUUUGAUAUAUUCUCAAGAAAAGUUGAAAACGAAAGGUAUCAAGUAUAAUCCAUUAUUAGAAAAGCUAUAUAGACCGUUGCUACAAGAGCUUGGCAUAAACUUGAUCGAGCUGUUAUAUAUCAAGAUAGUAAAGCUGGUAGAAGGCAAGGAGCUAGGAGAGAUCAAUUGUCGCGUAUACAAAAAAUUAGGGUUUUCCCCCAUGUUGUUGGAAGGUGAAAUUGCUCAGCUUAUUGAAUGGCUACCAUUUUUGAUUAAGUAUAUUCUAUCGCAGCCAUUCUUGGAGGAGAACUUCACCAAGAUUCAAGUCUCCAAUCGAAGACAACUUUUCAGGUUUAUGUACCAUAGUAUUGUCACCAUGUGCAGUAAAGAUGAUUCGUUGCUAGUAAAGUUAUUACAAUUGGUUAAAGAUGCGGCUGAUGAAGACCUUGGCUCCGACUUAUUGGAUGAAAUAAAUGACAGGUAUGACGAGUCUGCAAAGAGAGCCAACAAGAAGCAGUUUGAAUUACCUCCAUCGCUCGAUGAGAUACUAGCUGGGGAUACUGAAAAGCGAAAAUUGGUUGAGGAGGAUUCAAUGGCAACUAAUAAAAAGCACAAAAGUUCAAGCGGCAAUGAGCAGAAAGUGUAUUUCAUGGAACCACAUGAAAAUUGGAUCCCGACGCCUUUUGGGAUGCCUGUUUAG
Lodderomyces parapsilosis is the source of this 1428-nucleotide messenger RNA. It is a transcript of the gene LAS1, whose product is annotated as rRNA-processing protein. NCBI's taxonomy places the organism in Eukaryota, Fungi, Ascomycota, Pichiomycetes, Serinales, Debaryomycetaceae. Gene Ontology annotation, biological process: maturation of LSU-rRNA; maturation of 5.8S rRNA. The record is from RefSeq and is a predicted model, not a curated record. The transcript has a single exon. Bases 1 to 1428 code for a protein of 475 amino acids. Gene Ontology annotation, molecular function: endonuclease activity. Gene Ontology annotation, cellular component: Las1 complex; preribosome, large subunit precursor.